Messenger RNA from Didymella exigua CBS 183.55, 2508 nucleotides. RefSeq lists its product as uncharacterized. Gene Ontology annotation, cellular component: ubiquitin ligase complex; cytoplasm. NCBI's taxonomy places the organism in Eukaryota, Fungi, Ascomycota, Dothideomycetes, Pleosporales, Didymellaceae. Gene Ontology annotation, biological process: positive regulation of proteasomal ubiquitin-dependent protein catabolic process; ubiquitin-dependent protein catabolic process; protein polyubiquitination. The record is from RefSeq and is a predicted model, not a curated record. Bases 80 to 2113 code for a protein of 677 amino acids. Gene Ontology annotation, molecular function: ubiquitin conjugating enzyme binding; zinc ion binding; ubiquitin protein ligase activity. The transcript has a single exon.
GUUUUACGCUGUCAAAACAUUUGCUUAAGAGGGUUGUGAGCACUUACUACUCACCUGGAAGUAAAGUGUUCAUCUCGUCAUGGGUUCUCGCUCAACCAAAGUUGCGGCGGCCCCGCACGUGAAGGCUGCUGCCUCACCGGUCGCACCUGCUCAACAGCAUCACGAAAGAGGCAACCACACAAACGAAGCUGGACCCGUUGCAGUUUCAACACAGCCUUGCGACCUCAACGUUCCACCGCGAACAACCACCACCUCAACACAGCGGUACAGUGAGCCAGCGCAGACAGCAGUUAUGGCUACCGAACUGAACACGGAAGGUGUACGGCACCUGGACGCCUUCGAGAGAUUUCUUGCCGAGCGCGACCUGAUGGCAAUCGGUAUGGACUAUACAGCGCUCGUCAGUCCAGUUCCGAUGGAGCAACUCCCAAUGCUGCAUCUACCUGUACCAUCAGAGUCGCAAGGGCUCGAAGAGCCAGAGGUACAAUGCAUAGCUUGCUGCACGCAGCUACCAGAAGAGAAUGAUUCAAUGUAUGCGCAAAAGGUUAUCAAGCCUUGCCGAGCAUGCAACAGCGCGUACUGUAUCUCAUGUGUCAAGAACAUGUUCCUCGACGCAUGUAAAGACUCAACUCGAAUGCCGCCACGCUGCUGCACGCAAAUCCAUGUUCACCACAUGAAGUCCCACCUGACUGCUGGGGAGCUUACCGAGUACAAAGCGAGAUACGAGGAGUGGAGCACACCAAAGCCAUUCUACUGCCCAGUACCAACUUGUUCGACAUUCAUUCCGGAACGGCUACUACCACAGCAGGCAGGAACGAAAAGGGAGCAGAAGGUGGACUCUAGUGUUGAGACACCAACCUUGCCUACUUUCCAGUGCCCCAAGUGCGAGGGCGGAAUCUGCACUGACUGCCGACAAGUAGUCCACCCUAACAGCCUCUGUGCAAGUCUGGAUCUUGGAGUCGAUGCAGAUACCGCAGCCCUUCUCAAAGCAUGGGGAUACAAGCGUUGUCCAAAGUGCAGCCAAGGACUGAAGCGAAUGUAUGGUUGCAAUCACAUGAAAUGCAGGUGUGGCGCGCACUUCUGCUGGGGUUGUAUGAAGAGCAGAGAUGAUUGCGAAGGAGGUUGCAAUGAGGAUGAAGAUGAAGAAUUCAGCGGCUCUGAACCAGAUGAACCUGAACCAAUUUCGGGAUCUGACGACGAAACAGCAGUAGGAACACAGAUCACAACCUCCGAGACAACAGAGUCUGUUACAAAAACACUUGAAUCAGAUUCAACAGGGACCACUUCCAAGCAUGCCCUCCGUCCACGGAAUCUCGACGGUGGUGCAGCUCACUAUUGGGAGCAGCAAGAUCUGGACUUUGGCGAAGAGCCCACGGGCGAUGUUCAAGACAAGUUCUGGGAGUGUCAUCAUGGAUUCGAGCCUUACACUAUCUCACUCACAGAGGCAAUUUUAAAACACCCGUCGAUGCUCGAAAUGGAGUGCGUGAAGUGCUGGCGUGCUAUACAACCUGACAUCGACACUCCGCCCAAGCCAAAGACUGCCCCAGAGCCAGCAAAGAUUCCACAAACUGGCGUUAUCACAAGACGAGGUAGCCCAAAUCGCGUCCGCGGUCGUGGUGCUCGUGUUGGUGGACGUGGUACCGUAGCCCGACUUCGUCCUGCAGCAUACGUGCCUCCACGCGGCCUGAUGCGAUCAGAUGCCACUGUUGGUACUGCACCACAUCUAACCGUACAACUGCUACAUGUUGCCGGACCCUCUUCACGGCUGCGUGGCGAUCCAAUGGAGGACGUACAGUCCGAAAUAGACGAUGAUAAAGAAAUCGUCUUGGAGCAUCAAACUUCGAACAUCUUCAGCACCCCUUCCAUUACAUUCAGCAUAGCACAAGAAUGCCACAGCUGCAGCCUACUAGUCUGCAAAGGCUGCGCAGACUUAUUGCUAGCCCAACGAGAGGCCGAACGCGCAGCACGAACCGCAGACUUCGAAGCUCGUCAAGCAGCACUCAUCGCUGCUGCAGCCGCCACAAACGCUCAAGGGUCGAAUGAGGCCCAAGAGUCGACACAGGUACCAACUUCACCCAGCCUCGACGGGCAGUCGCCUCCUUUGCUGCUCGACUGAUCGAUUCCCAGCCUUACCGUGGGGCCCCCAGGGGGAGAUCGGCUGCACGUCAUGUCUGGGAGGAAAUCUUGCUCGUGGAGUUUCUGUUACUUCAAGCUGCGGUAGUGUAUUUCAUUGCGGGAUUCAUUACAUGUUUCAUUAGAGAGGUCAUUGCGAAUGAAUUUGGCAUUGCCAGCAUGGCGAGGCUUUUUAACUGUUCUUCGAUUUGCACGACAUGGCUAGUUGGUAAGUAUGUUCUUGAACGACACAUUUGUUUCCCGUGAAGUGCUUCCUGUCUCCACAACACAUAUUCGUGUUUCAGAGCCUUCGUUUCACCUGUUCUUUUCCGUAGCAUAUGCGAUUGGUAUUAAUCUACCUCUGUUCGACUGCAAGUAGACUGUCGUUUCCCUCCACUA